Molecule: messenger RNA, 1076 nt
Organism: Ochotona curzoniae (black-lipped pika)
Lineage: Eukaryota; Metazoa; Chordata; Mammalia; Lagomorpha; Ochotonidae
Gene: IMP3
Product: IMP U3 small nucleolar ribonucleoprotein 3
Exons: 1
Coding region: 64-618 (184 amino acids)
Biological process (GO): rRNA processing
Cellular component (GO): small ribosomal subunit; Mpp10 complex; small-subunit processome
Molecular function (GO): rRNA binding; snoRNA binding; structural constituent of ribosome
Source: RefSeq, a predicted model, not a curated record
AAGUCGCGCGGUCACCGAAUUCUGGGUCAUGCUCUCCGGCCUGCCGCCCGCCCGCCCGCCAUCAUGGUCCGGAAGCUCAAGUUUCACGAGCAGAAGCUGCUGAAGCAGGUGGACUUCCUCAACUGGGAGGUCACCGACCACAACCUGCACGAGCUGCGCGUGCUGCGGCGCUACCGGCUGCAGCGGCGCGAGGACUACACGCGCUACAACCAGCUGAGCCGCGCCGUGCGCGAGCUGGCGCGCCGCCUGCGCGACCUGCCCGAGCGCGACCCGUUCCGCGUGCGCGCCACGGCCGCGCUGCUGGACAAGCUGUACGCGCUGGGCCUGGUGCCCACGCGCGGCUCGCUCGAGCUCUGCGACUCGGUCACGGCCUCGUCCUUCUGCCGCCGCCGCCUGCCCACCGUGCUGCUCAAGCUGCGCAUGGCGCAGCACCUGCAGGCCGCCGUGGCCUUCGUGGAGCAGGGCCACGUGCGCGUGGGCCCCGACGUGGUCACCGACCCCGCCUUCCUGGUCACGCGCAGCAUGGAGGACUUUGUCACCUGGGUCGACUCGUCCAAGAUCAAGCGGCACGUGCUGGAGUACAACGAGGAGCGCGAUGACUUCGACCUGGAGGCCUAGCCACGGCAUUGGUCGCGGGGGAGAUGGAGAGGUCCGCGGCGGGACCCCAGGGGAGUGCUGGGAGAACUCCCCUCCCUGCGGGCCACAUGCAGAACCAAGGCGGGUACCUUGUUGUUUGCCUCAAGUUGCCUUCCAAUUCGGACUCCUGAUGACCUCACGCACGACCUGCGUGGGGCAGACAUACGGGACCCUUUGUGCCUCACUCCGGCAGCCGCUGAUGACUUGUGCCCCCAGAAUUGUAGGGUAAAAGUUAGAACUUGGGGACGCACCCACAGCCUACCUUUCCCUUUAUAUCGUCUUGGGGCUGUUUGGUUCGGUUUAAUUCUUGUUCCUAGGCGUGAUUUAUCUGCGUAGCAGUCGGAGGGCGUGGACUCCCCUUUAAAUAAAGGGAGUGAGAAUGUACACACUUCCUAUUUAAAGGAGUGUCUUCCUAGCGCUAAUAAAUGGCCCAGCUACUU